CUGCGGUAAGAACCCACACGUCCUGUGGAGCUCUCUGUGAAAAUGCAUUUGUUUGGACUUUUUUGUAAAUGUGUCGGUCACUGGCUGUCGGCCCAGUAGGCUGCAGUCCAUCUUUCAUGGUCAUGGACAGAACAAGUAGGCCUACACCUCCCUUGUAAAGUUAGGCUGUGGGACAGGAUGAAGAGCUGAGGGCAGAUGGAGGAAAGCGGCAUCUAGUGGCUUACCCACAGGAAGCAUCUUCCUCUAAGUUAAAACUUUCUAGUUGUUUGAAUGUUAGAAUAUAGUUAAGACCGGGCUAAGCUUUGUAAUUAAACACGUUUGGACCGCCUGUGCAGCGAUUUCCAUGUGCACACAUGAUAAAUAAGUAGAAAUUAUAGCCUGUGUUUUUUUGUUUUGUUUUUGAGUUGAUUUUAUUGAAGCAGAAAAUGAAGCCUGCCACCAGCGGCGCUGCAGAUCCCUUAUCAUCGUCAACAUCAUCAGCAGACAAUAGCGCAGGGGCGAGGAGGCAGCACCGGGCUCCCUCGCCGGCAAGAGCCCAGGAAGGGGCGACCAAGCGAGCUCCGAGACACCCAGGCAAGUCCAGAUCUCCUCUCCCUGCAGGAAGGAGCAGAAACACCGGGGUGAGGGAGAGUUUGAGGUCCGCUGACGGAAGGGAGAGGGAGCCCGAGAGCCGCGGCGGGGCAGCUGUUCACCCGGAUGGUGCUGAAGCUGGUGUAGUCAGACCAAACAGGGCGGAUGCUGUCGGGGAAGACCCGACAGAUUCAUCAGCAUCGGCCCGUCGCUCCGCUUUACGCCUUCAAUGCAUUAAAAGCGACUCCUCGCAGCGUCUGUUGUCCGGCAGAGCCUCGCCUUCUUUUUCUGUGGAGGAGAAACGGGAGAAGCCCGGAGAGGAAGGCGGCCGCAGGGAGAGAAGCGGCGCGUCUGUGGGCUGCGGCGCGGGCCUCGGUUUGGGUUUGUGGAGAGGGGGAUGCUUACAGGCUGAACUGAUCCAGUUCCAUCUGCAGAGGAGACUGAGAAGAAGCGGUGCGAAGAUGCAAACCAAGACGGACAACGCGGGCGCAGAGGAGGCCGCUCUGGGAGAGCCGGAGCCGGCUGCAGAGGCGACAGAGGCGGGGUCCGUGACACAGCAGGACCAGGCCUUCGAAGACGAGAUGGAGAGACUGCUUGAUGAAAAUGAAGAUCUUAAGUGUGAAAUUGAGGAGAUGAGGACCGAGAUGGACGAGAUGCGAGACACGUUCUACGAAGAGGACACUUGUCAGCUGCAGGAGAUGAGGCGUGAGCUGGAGAGAGCCAAUAAGAACUGCCGGAUCCUGCAGUAUCGUCUGAGGAAGGCUGAGAGGAAGAGGCUGCGCUACGCCCAGACAGGAGAGAUUGAUGAGGAGCUGCUCAGGAGUCUGGAGCAGGACCUGAAGGUAGCGAAGGACGUGUCUGUGAGGCUGCACCAUGAGCUGGAGAAGGUGGAGGAGAAACGCACCAAGACAGAGGAGGAGAAUGAAAAACUGAGACAGAAACUCAUAGAGGUGGAAGUGACCAAACAAGCCCUGCAGAAUGAACUAGACAAAACCAAAGAGUCCCAGAAGAGAAGAGGAAGCAAGGACAUCCAGAAGACAGACCGGAAAUCAGCACAGACUCCUACAGAGGAGGACAAUGAGGACCUUAAGUGCCAGCUAGCUUUCAUCAAAGAGGAAGCAGUGCUUAUGAGAAAGAAGACGGCCAAGAUUGACAAAGAGAAGGACCGUCUAGAGCAAGAGCUGCAGAAGUACCGCUCCUUCUAUGGUGAACUGGAUAGCACCCAUCCUAAAGGAGAGGCUGGGGGUCCGCCCACCACCCGCGAGUCAGAACUGAAGCUACGGCUCCGUCUAGUGGAGGAGGAGGCCAACAUCCUGGGGAGGAAAAUAGUUGAGUUGGAGGUUGAGAACCGUGGCCUGAGGGCCGAGCUUGAUGACCUCCGUGGUGAAGGAGAGGGCGCUGGGAGCUCUGGGUGCGGAGCGAUGGGUGGGUCGGGUGCAGGGCGAGGCCUCGGUGAUGACCUGACGGAGCUCCGACAGCAGCUGCAGUUGGUGGAGGACGAGGCAGAGCUACUGAGGAGGAACCUAGCCGAUGCUGAAGAACAAAACAAAAGAGUGACUGCUGAGCUCAACAAGUUACGGUUCAAAGCUGGCACCCACGAGGGAGGCGCCAGGCAUGGGGGAGGAGCAGGAGGUGCAGGGAUUGAUGGAGCAAAGGCAGAAGCCCUGCAGGAGGAGUUAAAGGCAGCAAGGCUGCAGAUCAAUGACCUAAGUGGCAAGGUGAUGCAGCUGCAGUACGAGAACCGUGUGCUCCUCUCCAACAUGCAGCGCUAUGACCUGGCCUCCCACCUCUCCCUGCGGCCCAGCCCACGGGACAGCGACGCAGAGAGCGAUGCCGGCGGAGCGACAAGUGGUCGCCGUGAGAGUGACGAGGACUCCACCUCCUCCCGCCUCCUCCCACCGCACCGCAAACGUGAGGGCCCUGUAGGUGGGGAAAGUGACUCAGAUGAGGUCAGAAACAAUAACGGCAGCAGCCGUUGCCUGACGCCCACACGGGGCCUCCACACCCCAACGGGGCCUGAGGGCGCCGCCUCCUCCGCCUUGGCCCGCUUCCUGCCUGGAGGCCGGUGCAGCCUGCGCGACAGGCAGCAAAUGAUUGACAUCCGUGUGGAAGCGGAGAGGCUCGUUCGGACCAUCGACCGGCUCAUCGCUGACACGGCCACUGUCAUCUCAGAGGCGAGGGUCUACGUUUCAAACGGCGACCUGAUGUUCGGGAGAGGAGGGGAGGAAGGUGGAGAGGAUGAUGGGGGCAGGAUCAGGGAGCAUGAGCUGCUGUAUCGCAUUAACGCUCAGAUGAAGGCCUUCCGAAAAGAACUGCAGGCCUUCAUAGACAGACUGGAAGUGCCGAGGCUCGAGGACAGGGAGACGGAGGAGCCACUGUCGAUGUUCCAGCCUAUCAUUUUGCUCAUCCUCAUACUUGUGUUAUUCUCAUCCCUCUCCUACGCCACCAUCUUUAAACUAGUCUUUCUUUUUACUCUUUUCUUUGUCCUGUGAUGUACGCCUCCCUUAAUACACAUCAUCCCUUGUUUGUUUUUGCUCUUUUGAUUUUUUUUUCCUCCCCGCAUCAUUUGUUGCCAAGGUAACCAAAAGCACAGGAAAAGCUGCCAAGGCUGCAGUCACACUCAAGAAAGGGUGGCUAGAUUCAACACUGGAGUCUACAUUAUCCACAACACAUCACUGUCCACAACUGCCCCCCAAGAAG
Siniperca chuatsi (mandarin fish) is the source of this 3270-nucleotide messenger RNA. RefSeq names its product protein SOGA3-like. Lineage: Eukaryota; Metazoa; Chordata; Actinopteri; Centrarchiformes; Sinipercidae. The transcript is spliced from 8 exons. The coding region runs from base 426 to 3062 and encodes 878 amino acids. The record is from RefSeq and is a predicted model, not a curated record. Gene Ontology annotation, biological process: regulation of autophagy.